ACUUUUUAUUCUUUAAAUGUAAACUCAAGUUUGUAAGUUUGACAUAUUAACAAAAAUAACAACAGGCUUUACCAAACUGUGUAUUGAAACAAUGUGUCUCUUUCAGUCAGGUGAUGGAAAUAAUAGACUCCAUCCUGAGAACAGAUGGUGAACUACCAGCAAGAAAAGUAAAAGCGCUUCUCCAAAGAAGGCACAAUAUAAGAAUCUGUUUAAACUCCGUGAGAAAGGCAGUCCGGAAUCUUGGCUGGAACUUUGGGAAGCCCAGAUUUGUUCCAAUUACCCGGGGAAAAAACAAAGACUUGCUGUGUGACGAUAAGGGCUGGAUGGCUAAUGUGGAAAGCCGUCUAGCCGCAAGGACAGCGGAACUUACAUCGGAACAAGCUCAAGUAGCUCAACUGCUUGCUGAGAAUGCAAGUUUGAAAGCUGACCUGUCAGCCAGCAGAGCGGAGACAGACAACCUCCGACAAGAGAUGCAGGGGCUGAGAGAGGCCAGUCAGACGGGACUGCUCAUGCAAGAGAUGAGAGCUGGGAUAAGAGAACUGCAUUCGGCUCUACGUAUGGUUCACUCUACGCCUGUGAGACCAGUCCCCAGACGCGCCUCAACACCUUCACCACAAUUAGAUUCUUCAGUGUUGUCAGAUUGUCAGAUGUCCCCAUUGGCCCUUUCCUCUUCCUUAAACGACAGCAUCCAAAUUCCCUGUCAAUGGGCAGACGUGAGCUUGCGUGAUUUUGGACCAGAAGACCAUGCUAGACUCCACCAACAGAGCUACGGCCAAGUGGGCAGAUAUGGAUGCCUGCUCUUCAGACACAUUAUCUCGGAGGAGAACUACCAGGCAUGGAGCAAAACCACAAACUGGGAUGGUUCCAAAGGUAAACGAGCACUGCCUCAAAAUGUGAAGACCUUUGUGGUUGCUACACUGAAGCGACACUUUCCUGGCAUGGACAGGGGGAAACUGAAAGAGUGUGUAGAUAAGAUCAACGAAUUCCUGCGUACAACACGCAAGAAUCCCCAAGCACUCUGUCUGCUCUAAAGACUGCAGAACACUGUACUGUAGCUUACUGCACUGUAUACAUUUGUAUUACUGUAACAAUACAGUUCAUUAUUUUAAUUAAUAAAAACUUUU
This is a messenger RNA of Alosa sapidissima (American shad), 1124 nucleotides long. RefSeq lists its product as uncharacterized. Gene Ontology annotation, molecular function: DNA binding. The transcript has 2 exons. The record is from RefSeq and is a predicted model, not a curated record. The coding region runs from base 114 to 1031 and encodes 305 amino acids. Lineage: Eukaryota; Metazoa; Chordata; Actinopteri; Clupeiformes; Clupeidae.